Messenger RNA from Menidia menidia (Atlantic silverside), 765 nucleotides. Lineage: Eukaryota; Metazoa; Chordata; Actinopteri; Atheriniformes; Atherinopsidae. The record is from the annotation of a GenBank genome assembly.
AUGCCCGCUCUCUGCGCGCUUUGUCUUGCCGUCGCGCUGGCUGCUUUCGCCCGGCUCGCUGGCACGGUGGGACCGGUGGUCCGAUGCGAGCCGUGCGACGCCAGCGCGCUGCUCCAGUGCAAGCCGCUGCCCAAGGACUGCGUGGAGCGGCUGAAGGAGCCCGGCUGCGGCUGCUGCAUGACGUGCGCCCUCGGCGAGGGACAGGCGUGUGGAGUGUACACGGCGCGCUGCGGCUCCGGCUUGAGCUGCCAGUUCCAGCCCGGAGAGAGCCGGCCCCUGCAGGCUCUGCUGGACGGCCGGGGAGUGUGCUCCAGCGCCGCGGCCAAAAAGCUCAACGGCAUUCUCAUACCGACCCCGAAACAAGAGAAUACUGGAAAUCAGGUUGAAGACGGAGCCAACGGGACCCAGACUCUGACGGCGAUGCCCAGCGUGGUGACUGUGAAGGGUGGGCAGAGUCAGGGGCCCACGGACACGAGGUCUCCGCUGCACAACAAACUCAUCGAGAAGGACGAGAAAAAGAAAACGCAAAGCUACAAGGUGGACCUGUCGGGAGGAACCAACAUGGACAUGCACAACUUCUCCCUGGAGAACAAGAGGGAGUCUGAGUAUGGGCCGUGUCGGCGGGAGAUGGAGAGCAUCCUGAACAGCCUUAAGAUCAACAAUCAGGCCGGGGCCACCCAUAGCCUGCUCGCCGGAGACACGAGGAACAACACAAAAAGAGAGGCUGCUAAGCUCCAGACUCGCCGGGCGGGUGACAUGCGCUGA